UCCCUCUACAGCAAAAACCCAAAGCCUUCACCUUUCCCCUCUCUCUCUCGAUCUCGAGCAGUUUUCCAUGGCUGCGUUGAGAUUUCUUCAUGUUUGUUUCUUCCUUCUGAUACUUUUCCAUGGGUUUUCCUUAACUUUUGGUGUUGACACUUCAUCUUCUUCCCCUGAAUCAUCGGAUAUGAAGAUUCUCUUGGGAAAGAUCAAGCCUUCACUACAAGGCAACAGCGACAAUCUACUCUUGUCUUCAUGGAACUCAUCACUUCCUGUCUGUCAAUGGAGAGGGGUAAAAUGGUUAUUUUCAGAUGGGUCUCCGCUUCACUGUACGGACCUCUCUUCACCACAGUGGACCAACCUCUCUCUUUUCAAGGACACGUCUCUUCAUCUUCUCUCUUUACAGCUCCCUUCUGCGAAUCUCACUGGUUCAAUCCCUCGGGAGAUCGGUGAGUUCUCUAUGCUUCAGAGCCUGUUCCUAAACAUCAAUUCCUUAACUGGGUCGGUCCCUCUCGAGCUUGGUUACACUUCUUCUCUGUCUGAUGUUGAUUUGAGCGGUAAUACCCUAGCUGGGGUCUUGCCUCCAUCGGUUUGGAACCUCUGUGAUAAGCUUGUCAGCUUCAGGCUACAUGGUAAUUCGCUUUCUGGGACCUUGCCUGAACCUGCUUUGCCAGAUUCUACUUGUGACAAUCUGCAAGUUCUUGAUUUGGGUGGUAAUAAGUUCACCGGUGGUUUCCCUGAGUUUAUAACCAGAUUCAAAGGCCUAAAAGAUCUUGAUCUUUCGAGCAAUGUGUUUGAGGGUCCUGUCCACGAGGGUUUGGCUGGAUUGAAACUCGAAAGGCUCAACCUUUCACACAAUAACUUCAGUGGGGUGUUGCCAAAUUUUGGUGGAUCAAAGUUUGGGGCGGAAGCUUUCCAAGGGAACAGCCCUAGCCUUUGUGGAUUGCCUCUAAGACCCUGUCUUGGUUCCUCUAGGCUGAGCCCAGGCGGCAUUGCUGGUCUUGUGAUCGGUUUAAUGACUGGGGCCGUGGUUGUAGCCUCGUUGUUGAUAGGGUAUAUGCAGAACAAGAGAAGAAAGAACGAGAUAGACAGUGAAGAAGACGAUUUAGAAGAAGCAGAGGAGAUUGAAAACAGUGAUAAAGAUGGUGGUGAAGGGAAAUUGAUUGUGUUCCAUGGCGGAGAGCAUCUGACACUGGAAGAUGUACUGAAUGCAACAGGGCAAGUGAUGGAGAAGACAAGUUAUGGUACUGUCUACAAGGCUAAGCUUAGUGAUGGAGGGACGAUUGCCUUGAGGCUCUUGAGAGAAGGUAGCUGCUGCAAGGACAGGAGUGCUUGCUUGCCUGUGAUCAAGCAGCUGGGAAGGAUUCGGCACGAGAAUUUGGUUCCUUUGAGGGGUUUCUAUGAGGGGAAGAGAGGAGAAAAACUCCUCAUCUAUGACUAUCUUCCCACCCAAAGCCUCCAUGAUUUGUUACACGAAAGUGCACCGGGAAAACCGGCUUUGAACUGGGCUCGGAGACACAAGAUCGUGCUGGGAAUAGCUCGAGGGCUUGCGUACCUUCACACGGGACAAGAAGUACCCAUCAUCCAUGGGAAUGUCAGAUCGAAAAACGUGCUUGUGGAUGACUUUUUCUUUGCCAGGAUCACCGAGUUUGGUCUGGACAAGUUGAUGGUACCGUCUAUAGCCGACGACAUAAUCUCACAGGCGAAAUCCGAUGGGUACAAAGCACCCGAGCUCCACAAGAUGAAGAAAUGCAACCCGAGAACCGAUGUCUUUGCGUUCGGCAUCCUUUUGCUGGAGAUUCUGAUGGGGAAAAAGCCGGGGAAAGGCACGAGGAAUGUUGAGUUUAUGGAUUUACCUGCACUGGUUAAAGUUGCAGUGUUGGAGGAAACAACAAUGGAGCUUUUUGACAUGGAGGUGUUGAAAGGGAUAAGGAGUCCAUUGGAAGAGGGUCUGGUUCAGGCAUUGAAGCUUGCAAUGGGUUGCUGUGCUCCAGUACCGUCAGUUAGACCGACCAUGGACGAGGUUGUCAGACAGUUGGAGGAGAACAGGCCGAGGAAUCGGUCUGCUCUGUACAGCCCUACCGAGACCAGGAGCGAAGCAGAAACUCCGUUCUGAGGCUAAGUUUUCUGUCUGGUACCGGGUUUUUUUCUGCUUGUUCUAUGCAUGUAUUCC
This is a messenger RNA of Tarenaya hassleriana, 2164 nucleotides long. RefSeq names its product putative kinase-like protein TMKL1. Gene Ontology annotation, biological process: protein phosphorylation. The transcript has 2 exons. The coding region runs from base 68 to 2107 and encodes 679 amino acids. Gene Ontology annotation, molecular function: protein kinase activity; ATP binding; protein binding. NCBI's taxonomy places the organism in Eukaryota, Viridiplantae, Streptophyta, Magnoliopsida, Brassicales, Cleomaceae. The record is from RefSeq and is a predicted model, not a curated record.